GAUUGCGCCAUGCUUCCUUGAGAGUUUGCUGCGAGGAACGGGACAGCUUUAAAGGCGGGACUCUCUUUUGCAGAGCCAGAGUUAUCAGCAGUGAGAGUGAAAAGAGCAGCUAAGGGAGAGUGAAGAAGAAUAACGAUUAACAGAUCAGAAAACCUCAGUUAUUAGAAUUGUAAUUGUAUUCUAAAUAUGAAGAAUUCAAGCAGCAAAAUCCCCAUCAGCUCACUACUGGUUCUCCUAGCCUUGUUGACCAUUACUGAAGGAAUAAGUCUGAGGGGGUUGGGGAUGGAACUGCGUUGCCGCUGCAUCCAGACAGAGAGACGUUUGAUUCGUCAUUACAUCGAGAAAGUUGAGAUCAUUCCGGCCAAUUCUCACUGUGAAAAAUCUGAGAUCAUUGCCACUCUGAAAAAGACGGGCCAAGAGGUCUGUCUGGAUAAUGAAGCUCCAUGGGUCAAGAAAGUUAUUAAGAGGAUGAUGUCAAGCAAAAGGCUUUGAAAAGAAAGACAGAAUUGUUCAAUACUGGGCUGUCGGCUGCUGGACGAGCACCAUCAGAAGCCAUUACCAUGAGGAGACAAGGUCACCAAGUUACUUGUGUCGUUUUAAGACUCUAUUUAAUGUUAUUUUUUAGAUAAAAUGGUACCGUGCACAAAGCUAAACCUUUUAUAAAAGAUUCUAAGUAUAAAAAUAUAUAUUUUAUUAUUAGCAUAUUUUAUUUUUUGCAAUUCCUUUCUCAACCAGCGUUUUACUCUUGUCAGUUGAUUUUUUAAUGGUUUACUAGCGGGAGGUUAAUUGAUAAGAAGAAUCCUAUUAUUUCUUUUUGAAGAUUAAUUUUUUAAUUGAUCAUAUGUUAUUAAAGCUAAAUAUAAUCGUAUAUAAUGAAUUACUAGGCUUUUGAAGUUAAAACAAAUGGAUUUUUUUUUUUUAUCCAUAUAGUUAUUCUUUUUGCAUCGAUACUAUGUCGCCUGUCAACGGUGCUUCGUUAUUUAUGUAUUCCAUUAUGCAGCACAUUUUUAAUGAGCAAAUAAUUAUGAAGAAUAAAAACGACAAUACAGAAAUGGUGAGUGAAAUUAGAGAAAUAAUAGGCCUAUGUUGAUCCACUCACUAACACAGGUGCAAACACACUUCUAUCUAAAUGAAAGACCGCCACCUGCUGGUUAAUAUCAGCGCCUCUCCAUAGCAGAAGGCUUUGAAGGAAAAUCUCCAAACCAAAUUAUUCGUCAGUUUGUGGACGAGCACCAUUAUAAAUAGUAUUACCAUGAGGAGAAAAGGUCACAGAGUUGCUGGUGUUGUUGUCAGACUUGAUUUAAUGUCAAGUUGGAGAUAAAAUAUUACCGAGAAGUAAGCUAUACCUUUAACAACAGAUUAUUUGUGUCAAAAAUAUUGAAUCAUUUCUUUUCUGCAGGAGUUGGCUCUUUUUCAUUUUUUUUCUAUAAUGGUAACAGUAAAGAGAUGUUAACAGAUAAGCAAGAUUAAAUAAUAAAUUAUAAUUAAUUACUAGGCUUUUGAAGUCUAUUUUAAAUAAAUCAUGAUUCUUUACAUCAAAGCUCGGCUUUCUGCAUCAGAUACCUUUCCUCUGACUCAUGUCUACCAUAUAUAACACAGUGCUUUUAAAGUGCUUCUAUUGUAAUUAGGUGAGUGCAGGGGUGGACUUGGACAAAAAUUCAGCCCUUGCAUUUUCUGUCCAGACCAGCCCACUGCAUUAUCAGCAGACAUUACAUAGAAGCCCACAAAUCUCACAGCAUCUCCUCUAAUGCAUAGUACAAAGGGGAGUCAUAUUCCUUGAUAGCAGUUAUCAAAUAAAGCACGUAACUAUGAACUCAAGGAAAGAAAUUGAGAGCUAUAGCAAUCGAUCAGUCUUUAUUCAUUAUAGUGUCAAAUCACAACAGAAGUUAUGUCAUGACUAGGGGUGGGAAGAACCCUCAUGGUACCCAUUCAGUUUUUAGUCUGUGACUGUGAAAAUCUUUUGGUGUAAGCCCAGUGUAACAGAUUAAAGAAUGAAAAAAUA
Gadus macrocephalus (Pacific cod) is the source of this 2002-nucleotide messenger RNA. RefSeq names its product permeability factor 2-like. NCBI's taxonomy places the organism in Eukaryota, Metazoa, Chordata, Actinopteri, Gadiformes, Gadidae. The coding region runs from base 187 to 492 and encodes 101 amino acids. Gene Ontology annotation, biological process: antimicrobial humoral immune response mediated by antimicrobial peptide; inflammatory response; neutrophil chemotaxis. Gene Ontology annotation, molecular function: chemokine activity; CXCR chemokine receptor binding. The record is from RefSeq and is a predicted model, not a curated record. The transcript is spliced from 4 exons. Gene Ontology annotation, cellular component: extracellular region.